This is a messenger RNA of Lactuca sativa (garden lettuce), 786 nucleotides long. RefSeq names its product Translation elongation factor EF1B/ribosomal protein S6 family protein. The record is from RefSeq and is a predicted model, not a curated record. Gene Ontology annotation, molecular function: small ribosomal subunit rRNA binding; structural constituent of ribosome. Lineage: Eukaryota; Viridiplantae; Streptophyta; Magnoliopsida; Asterales; Asteraceae. Gene Ontology annotation, cellular component: ribosome. Gene Ontology annotation, biological process: translation.
AACGCAGAGUACUUCGUCGGUCCGCCAUUCUCGUCAGUCCAAGCUUCAAAACCCUAGAUAAAUAAUCUCCGUCAAAGCCCCAAAAACGUCGGCAUCAGGUCCCUCUCAAUCAAAGUUCAUAAUCUGGUUUCAGAAAGGGGAGAAGGUGAAAGAUGCCACUAUAUGAUUGUAUGCUAUUGCUGAAGCCUGCUGUUAAAAAGGAAUCACUUAUAGAAUUGGUUUCUCGAGUUGGGAAACAUGUAUACAGAAGAAAUGGCGUUAUCACUGAUCUAAAGUCACUUGGAACUGUUCAGUUGGGUUAUGGUAUCAAGAAGCUUGAUGGCAGAUACUAUCAGGGCCAAUUGAUGCAAAUGACAAUGAUGACCCCACCAAGCUUUAACAGUGAGCUUCAUUAUUUAAACAAAGAAGACCGUUUGUUACGUUGGCUUUUGGUCAAACAUCGUGACAUUAAAUUUGGUGGUGAAUUUUUCAAUGAAGAUGAUGGUAGAAGUGAUUUGAAAAUGAUGAGAAGCAGUAUUUAUGAUGUUGGUAGUGAAGAAGAAGAUGAUGAUGAUGAUGAUGAUGUGGAAGAAUAUGAUGCAGCUUUCCAACAACAGAACAAUGAUGUUUGAGUUUGAAUUUGAUAGUUUUUAGGAGUUGAGAUUCUAAUCAUUUUGCAUGACGUGUUUUAAUUAAAGAAUACGUGGUGGUUGUUUCUAUCUUGUUUAGUAUGUUUGUUUGUUGCGACUUGUGAGGCAUCAAUAAAACCAUCUCUUGGAUACCCGUUUUAGGGUUUGAUUUGAAGAA